This is a messenger RNA of Selaginella moellendorffii, 794 nucleotides long. RefSeq names its product protein transport protein SFT2. The transcript has 4 exons. The record is from RefSeq and is a predicted model, not a curated record. Gene Ontology annotation, cellular component: membrane. The coding region runs from base 16 to 705 and encodes 229 amino acids. Gene Ontology annotation, biological process: vesicle-mediated transport. NCBI's taxonomy places the organism in Eukaryota, Viridiplantae, Streptophyta, Lycopodiopsida, Selaginellales, Selaginellaceae.
UAGGGUUUCUUUUGGAUGUGGGGGAGUGGCAAGGCGAUGCUCCAGGGCUGGUUCAAUGGUGGCCCCAGCGGCGAUGGAGCUGCCGGCGAUGGAGCUCCUAGCCUUCUAUCGCAGUGGAAUUCCUACGCGGAGGUAUCGCGCCAGGAGGCCGGGGGUCUGGAUGUGGAAGCCGGCGCGCUCUUCAAAUCCGCCAACGACACAAUCUCCGGCGCAUUCAGCACGUUGUCUAAGGGCGUGAGAGAGCUUCCUGGAAGCGUACAAUCGGCGACGAGCGGGAUUCCUUCUGGAAAGGCGAUCACAUACUUUGCUCUGCUGCUGGGAUCCGGGGUCUUCUUCCUCUUCAUCUCCUUCACUAUGUUCUUGCCGGUGAUCGUUCUCGUGCCUCAAAAGUUUGCGUCGUGCUUCACGAUCGGAUGUCUGCUCGUCAUGGGAUCUUUCUUCGCGCUGAAAGGUCCUCGCGCGCAGUUUGCUCACAUGAUCUCGCAGGAGAGGUUGCCUUUCACUGCGGCCUUCGUUGGAAGCAUUGUGGCGACGAUCUACGCGUCGAUGGUGUUGCACAGCUACUUGUUCUCAGUUCUUUUCUCUGUAGUUCAGCUUCUGGCAUUGCUCUACUAUGUCAUAUCCUACUUCCCAGGUGGCUCCUCGGGCCUCACCUUUAUAUCCUCCAUGGCCAAAUCGUCUGCCUCAAGAGUUUUUGGUGGCUAAAAAGUUUGUAAGUUUUCGUGCUUUCAAUGUAGACAUUCAUUGUUGUAGUUCUUGCCACUUGAAGAAAUCGAUUGGUGAUACUUGGAAGA